AUGGAUCCCUUGCAGAACCUUCUGAAGAAGCCUCAAAAGGCCUUCGGGAACGGCUCUGCGCUGGUGGUGACCCUCUUUGAGGAGGAGGCGGGUGAUGCUCUGGGCGGCACCAAGCCCAAGACGGAGGCCGGCCGCCCCAUCCAGGCCGCCGCCCCCUUCGUGGAUGUCUCCCUCGUCGACGUACAGACACUGCAAGCGCGUGCCGUGCGCCUGGGCAGCCGCGCGCCUCCAAUCUACAUACGCGUCGCCACACUGGAGCCGGAGUCAAAUUGGAUCUGCGCCUUUUGGGACGAAGAAGCCGGCGACGGUGGCGAAUGGUCCACCGAGGGCGUGCGGCUUGCGACCCUGUCGGAGCUCGAGGAUGUCUUUGGGGCCACGGCGGAGGUUUCUGGAACCUGGUGUGCCACAGAGCACCUCUCCAUCUUUGGCGCUUUCGUCGACAUCCUCCUGGACUGCACGAAUGCAAACAUGCUGACGCCGGAAGGGCUCAAGGAGAUCGUGGAGCGCCAGGACUGGUGGCUGCGACCGCCUGGUUUGGGGCUUUGGCUGCUGCUCUUCGCAUGUUUUCUGCUCAUCUGCUUCGGCUGCAUUACUGAUGCGCGUGUCCGCCGCUCGGGGCUUUGGAGGGACGAGUACUUCCUGACGGACCUCCCACCGGCACAACUGCCAAGGAAAGGGAGACUCUGCGGGACUUGCAGAAGGACCGGCGACUCCGCUUCGAAGCCCGGUGAAGUGCCAGGGAUCGAGGAAAAGGAGCAGAAAGCGGACUCCGCACCUUCUAAGCCUCCGAAGUCGGCAUUGUCGCAGCUGCGAGCAGGAAUCGCUGGGAUUUCGGAAUCACCCGCUCAGCUUGCUCAGCUGCAGAAGCGGAUGCUCCACAGGGCGAAACCCUCCCUGGCGUCCGGCUUGCAAGAGAGCACGAUCUGUAGAAACACUUUGUGGGAGGCCGCUCUGCGUCACAAUCUGCACAUCAACUCCAUCGAAAUGCACAUCUGGGGUCGCCGUGGCUGGGUCCAAGGGAGCUUGGCCACCCAUCGGUCUCCCUUGAUGAAGGAAAUGGCCUUGCAGAUGGAGGAGAGCUUACCCUCCUCCUUCGUGAAGGUCCACGCGUCGCGAGCACAUCGGCUUUGGGCUUCACUGGUGGCAACGCACCCCGUCUACGAGCUCUGUUUGUGCGACAUCCACAUGACCGCGGCCAAGCGUGCCAAGAUCAUUAUGGACUGCGUACUGGGAUCCAUGGCUUUUGUUGCCUUAUUCUUUUCCGUGGACGGGUCGGCGGUGGCGGCGAGAAGCCCCGCAGACUGCCCGAUUGAGCAAGGGACAUUCUUGUGGUACACCUUCGUUGCGAUGUUCUCGGUUUUGCUGAAUUUCCUGCCACGCAGUCUGGAAUGCCACCUGGCCUACCGCAGCUUUGUGCAAGAAAGGUCAGGCCGGCGGCGCUGGCAGCUGUGGAUGCGGCGUUGCAAAGACCUGGCUUUCUGGAUGUUCAGUAUCGGCCUGUCCUUGAUCCAGCUCUUGGUCGUCACUGCAUUUCUGGCUAACCUGUCAGAGGCCGACGAGUUCAAAUGGAUGUUCACCUUCGCAGUGGUGCUUCUGCGAAAGCUGGUGAUCGUUCCGCUGCUCGCGUGCUUCUUCUCCAGCCUUGGCACUGAGCUGUUGCGCUGCGGACGUGCGGGAGAGCCGAUCGUGCCACCGAAGAAGCUGGGAUUGGAUCUUCAGGUGCGAGAACUGGCAGAUGCCGGCCCCACGCAGCCCAGUGCACCCGAAACCCAUGGAGAGGUGUGGUUCGAAAAGGUGCGGGAGCUGGCAGGUCGGGGCCUCACAAUCCGCCAGCUGCUCGAGUUCUACGCAGAUCUUGGUCAGGGCAACAUGAAACAUUUUGAUCCCAGCCGGUCGACGACGCACGAUGUUGUGCGGCAAGCCAUCAUCCCACGGUCUUUGCAGUUGAGAGAAACUCGCUGUUUCCUCGUGGUGGUCCAUCGGGCGACGGAGCUGGCUUCCGUGGAUUUCACGGGCUCGGACCCCUAUUGCAUCGUGUCGGUGCAGGGCCCGGGGGAAGGCCUUGAGAAGCCUUGGAAAGGCGGGGGUCGCACCCAUGUGGCGCAUGGCCAGAAUCCGGUUUGGGACGAGGCAUUCGUUGUGGAGGAUGUCUUCCAAGAGGACCAUCUCCACUUCAGUGUUUGGGAUCGCGACUUUCUUUCCAGCGACGAUCCCCUUGGCAAGACGUCUCUGUCUGCAGAGAGCGUCUGGCAGGGUCAGCAAGUGCUUCUCGAGCUCAGAGGAGGCACAGAUGGCGGCGGCGGCUUUCUUGACGUUUCCGUCGAAGUCUAUAUGAGUGCAGAGAAAGCGCGGGAGGCCAAGGAGGAGGCAGAUGAUAUCGACGAGAACGUGGUGAUUCGUGGCGGUUUCUCCCCAACAAAGCUACGCCUCAGCGCUUCGCGUGGAGUGCUCGGAGGAGAGGAAGCGGCAGGUGAAGGCUAUGCCUAUGCCACUGUUGUGAAUGGCGGCUGUGCACAUCUCGCCGUAAAGAUGGUCACGCACAGCUGGCGUAACAAGUUCACCCAUCUUUUCGCCGCCGUUCUUGCUGAUGCUUUGGAUGCGGAGAAGUAUGACGAGAUUGCGAGAAGCCUUUCAGAGCGUGACUUUGGCAUGCUGACUGAAGCCUUGCACAAGAAGGGCAAGCUCGAUGUCCGCUAUUGGAUUUGUGCACUCUCAGUGAACCAGCACACCGGGAUCUGUGCGAGUCCUCCACCUGCAGACUCAACGGGGUAUGCCAUAACCCCGUGCCAGUGCAGCACGCCAAAGUAUUUCGAGGGAGAUCUCAGCGAGAUGAACAAGUUCGACGACAUGAUGGCGCACCUCAAGAAGUCCUUGCGUCGGCAGGGCAAGGCACGGUUGGAGCAAGUGGUGGCUCUGGAGGCCGAUUUCUCGCUCCUGACGAGGGUUUGGUGCUUGGCGGAGCUUGUGGAAGCGCAUGAGCUCCACCUGCCACAGGCGAUCAAGAUCCACUCGGUGGCGGCCAGGGACCUUUGUUUGGAAAGGCUUGCGCGAUUGGAUGUCAGGGAUGCUGAAGCUUCAUUCCCCGCAGACAAGGAGCUCGUCCUCGGCAAAAUCAGCGAUCCCGACGGUUUCAACAUGGGACUGCAGGACCUCGUGUUGCAUCGCUUGGAUUCCUUCCUACAGGGCAACCGAGCACGCUCUGCUGCAGCGCUGCUGGAUGAAGUCGUCCUGGCUGCGCUCAGUGUGGCCAUCUGA
Molecule: messenger RNA, 3255 nt
Organism: Symbiodinium sp. CCMP2592
Lineage: Eukaryota; Dinophyceae; Suessiales; Symbiodiniaceae
Source: the annotation of a GenBank genome assembly